Molecule: messenger RNA, 2713 nt
Organism: Gymnodraco acuticeps
Lineage: Eukaryota; Metazoa; Chordata; Actinopteri; Perciformes; Bathydraconidae
Gene: def8
Product: differentially expressed in FDCP 8 homolog
Exons: 12
Coding region: 172-1500 (442 amino acids)
Source: RefSeq, a predicted model, not a curated record
UUAAACAAUGGAUGACUUGACACUUUUGUCUUGUGUUGUUGCUGAUGGAAGAGACAACCCACCACGGGGAAAACUGUUAAUUGUAACCACUGGUGUCAACCAUCAAAUAUAUUUUACUGCUGCCGAGUCCUUAACGAUUACUAGUGUCGACAACGGGAUGUAGCCGAUGAAAUGGAGUAUGAUGAGAGACUUGCACUUUUUCGCCAAACCCGCCUCAAUCCCUUUGAUCGUGGAGAGGAAGAAGAUGGUCCCCAAGGAGGCAAAACGCCCCCACUCCACGAAGCAAGACCUGAGCUGUUCUCUGGGACCAGAACCCACAGUUCAGACCGGACCAUGGACCUCGGUCUAGCUGAGGACCACUUCUCAAGGCCCAUGGGUUCGUUUAUUGCAUCCGACAUUGAGAAGCUUAAAAUGGCCAUAGAGGAGUGUAAAAAGCUGAUCUUGGAGCUGCCAGAACACUCAGAGAGACAAAAGGACACUGUGGUGAAACUGAUCCACCUCCGUCUCAAACUGCAGGAACUUAAGGACCCAGAGGAGGAUGAACCGAAUCUGAGAGUCCUUUUGGAGCACCGCUUUUCCAAGGAAAAGAGCAAAAGUGUGAAGCAGACCUGCGACAAGUGUGGCGCCAUCAUCUGGGGCCUUAUCCAGACGUGGUACACCUGCACAGGUUGCUAUUAUCGUUGCCAUAGUAAGUGUAUGAACUUGAUCACCAAGCCCUGUGUCAGGGUAAAAGUCAGCCACCAGUCGGAGUACGAGCUCAGCAUCUGCCCGGAGAUCGGACUGGACCGACAGGACUACCGCUGUGCAGAAUGUCGUACACCUAUUUCACUGAGGGGCGUGCCCACUGAAGCCAGGCAGUGCGACUACACAGGCCAGUAUUACUGCAGCACAUGCCACUGGAACGACUCCGCCGUGGUCCCAGCUCGUGUCAUACACAACUGGGAGUUUGACCCACGCAAGGUUUGUCGCUCCUCAAUGCGUUACCUUGCUCUGAUGAUCUCACGUCCUGUGCUGAGGCUGAAAGAAAUCAACCCGCUGCUAUUCAACUUCGUGGAGGAACUGGUUGAGAUCAGGAAGCUCCGUCAAGAUAUUCUGUUGAUGAAACCCUAUUUUAUUACCUGUAAGGAGGCCAUGGAGGCUCGACUAUUGCUACAGCUUCAAGAUCGUCAGCACUUUGUGGAGAACGACGACAUGUACUCACUUCAGGAUUUGAUUGAUAUCUCCAGUGGCAGACUCAGCUGUUCCCUCACAGAGAUCCACACCACAUUUGCUAAGCACAUCAAACUAGACUGUGAGCGCUGUCAAGCCAAAGGAUUUGUGUGUGAGCUGUGUAAGGAAGGAGACAUACUGUUCCCGUUUGACAGUCACACCUCCGUCUGCUACGACUGCUCUGCUGUCUUCCACAGAGAUUGUUACUAUGACAACUCCACAACUUGUCCGCGAUGUGCCCGAAUGACUGACCGCAAGCAGGACGAGGUGCCAGAUGUGAAGGAUGCAUAACUCUGGAGAGGACCGCCUGAUGUUUCUGGAUGUUGCACUUUGCCUCGUGUUGUGCUCUACCCAAUCAACAGAAGACUAGCUUUUCGUCCUUGUCCUGGUUUGUUUUGUGCGUAUGUUAAUAUUGUAGUGUCUAUAUCUUCCUGUGCACUAAACAUGAAGCAGGGUACUUAGAAACCCAUCUGGAAAUGAAUAUAUAUAUAUAUAUUUUUAUCCAACUUUUUGAUUCAUACUGAAACUGGAUGUACUGAACACUGUGUAUGUGUUUGUGUGAGUGAGUUAUUUUGUGCGUCUGCUUGUAUAAAUGUAUAAAAUAUAGAGAAAAGCCACAUCAACAUGGGUGAUUAUGCAUGCAGGAGUUGUUGUAUAUUAACCAUUACAAUCCUCGACUUCAUUAACCUAAACUGCCAACAUCGCUGAAUAAUAAACUUUAAGGUUGCCAUAUAUGAUAAAUGGAUAAUAACUAGCUUUAAAAGACUAAUUAACAUUAGUAAUAUUAACCGGAACUUUCGCUUUAGCUUCCAGUUUUUGUUUUAUACCACAAUUUUGUGAACAGGCUAUUGUAAUUUAGGAGAGUUACCUUCUAAGCUAUCAUUUCCAAGCAGCAGUUUGUUAUGAACAACUUAAAGUGCACAAUUAGUUUACAAUAAUAAAUCCAAUAAAUAGAUUGACUAUGUGAUCAUAUUCAGAUAUUGGCAACAGGUAUAUUAGCACAGCAUGCAUCACCAGUAUAUGUUUUCUUGUAAUAAGAAUUGUAGAGCUACAAAAAAUAAUAAUAAUAUGGAAGUUAAAUGUGCUUUCCUUUAUUCAAAACUGUGAACUCAUUUCAGAUGGUUUGUUAUGCGUUUGAUCUGUUCAGUUUAGUGCAGUGAGUAGCACAUGGUUGUGAAUACUAAUGAACAUUGUGUGCCUAAGAUAGUCAGGUUACAUACAGCUGUUAUCCAAACGUCUUAUUACAUUUACCAUCAUGUUAAUGGUUUCAGUCUUAAAUGACCUAUAGCACAUGUUGUCCAGGGAUGUCAAAGAUGUUACGUGACAACUUUGAUAAUGUGUAAUUGUUGACCUCAAAUAUUUGUUUAAAAAUAAUUAAUGAUGGCUGUGUUAUCUUUCAGCAUGAUGUACUGUAUUUUUUUUUUUAAACUAAUGGAGUUGGGAAUACCCAUGCCCUGUUGUAUAACAUGUCGAGUAGUGCAUGAAUAAAGUAAUGGAUGCAUUA